AUGAACCCAUGCGAAGACGUAUCCAAUAGUAGGCACAAUUGUGCACAUGAUAUCAGCAGCAGCGGUAGUGGCCCGGCAACGGCAACGGCAACAGCGAAAGGAGCUGCCAACGCUUCCAGAAACAGUUCAACAAGUCACCGCCAACCCUUUUAUGUUCUUUCCAGCUCAGAUGGGACAUGGUUUGCUCAUCUCCCCGGAGCAACGGGCCCAAGUUGCAGCGGUAUCACACGUAACCCUCAACACCUCCCUUGUGGCGCAUCUUGGAGCUCAUCUUCCCCACAAUUCAUGACACCGAAGGGAGUCUCUCAGUCGAUAUUUCGGGAGAAUUGGGGAUUUAUGCAAGAUGGAACACCGGCUGAUGUGCCACGAACAACUGAAAUACCAACGGCAACGACAACUGGAAAGUUACCGCUUCCAAACUUUUACGUGGGGGAACCCGCACGCCGUGGCUCCUGCAGCACAUCACAAGAGUUUCAUCAGCAUGUAAUGGAGGAACAGAGGAGACAAAUGGGUCAACUGAUUCAUCAGCAUACGCCUGGAAAGCAUUUGUCAUAA
This is a messenger RNA of Trypanosoma brucei brucei TREU927, 555 nucleotides long. RefSeq lists its product as hypothetical. Bases 1 to 555 code for a protein of 184 amino acids. The transcript has a single exon. Lineage: Eukaryota; Euglenozoa; Kinetoplastea; Trypanosomatida; Trypanosomatidae. The record is from RefSeq and is a predicted model, not a curated record.